CCAGGCGCGCCGUGGGAGAUGAAGCUCCCGAAGCCGUGGUGGGCGGGCGGCGGCCUCCUGAACCUCACGCUGCUGCUGAGCUUGGCUGGGCUCCGUGUGGACCUAGACCUCUGCGUGCCGCCACCGGCCGCCUCGUUUUACGAAGAGCUGCUCCCACUCUGUCCCACCCGCCCCGCCUCGGCUUCUAGCCCCUUCCCGGCCUCAGGAGGCUGGGGACACUCCCCCCAGCUGCUUGCCAAGGGCCGGCUGCUGCGCGAAGUGCGCGCGCUCGGCGUCCCCUUCGUUCCCCGCACCCGCGUGGACGCGUGGCUAGUGCACAGCGUGGCGACCGGGGACGCAGACGGGGCCCACGAGCUGCUCGCCACCGCCGCCUCGUCUGCCGUGGGAGACGGCGACCAGGAGGCACCCGCGGGCGGAGGGGAUCGCCCAGAGGCUCACAACAGCCCUCUGGCUGCCGAGGAGGAGGACAAGGCGGCGGAACCGUCGGCGCAGGUGCGAGACACAGACGGACGCGGGAGCCAGGAGAAUGAUAUACUAAAAGAAGAGAGCGAAGCUGUAGAUCACAGUUCCCAGCAUGAGGAAGAUGGGGAAGGGGUACCAGCCCACCUGAAAUCACUACAACCUAGUAGGAAGGACGAAAACAAAAUGAUAGAUACCCAUGACUGGGAAGCAGAGGUGAUCAGAGAGUUCAGAAAUGAGAGCCAUCUACACUGGUCUGAUACAGCUUUCUCUCUGGAAGAUUUAUUUCAACUGCUUUCAUCACAGUCUGAACAUUCCCUGGAGGGCCUCUCUCUGGAAGACAUUCCACCUUUUCUAAACAGUGCCAAUGAAAGUGUGAAUUCCUCAGAACACGACAUAAAUUUAAGCCAUGCUAUAAGCCAUGAUGUCAAUCUUCAUGAAGCCAUGCUGUUGUGUCCUAACACAGUUAGAAGAGAACCAACAAGAACUUCACAGGCACAAGAACCAUUUCUGCAGUUAAAUUCUCAUGCCAAUACUGAGCACACCAUUCCUGCAAUGUCCUUUCCACCUGCUGACAACCAAAUGAGGAAUCUAACAAGCCAAGAUGUCCUAUAUGACCUUGAUUCAAAUAUAUUUGACGGAAUAAACCUUAUGUCAUUGGCCACAGGUUUUAGUCCAUUGGAAGUUUCUCAACUUUUUGAAGAACCAGACUCUGAUUCUGGGCUCUCAUUAAAUCCAAGUUACACCACCACCAAGUCUAAUUCUUCUCACUGUAUGUAUGAUGGUGCUGUAGGUUACAGUAAUGACCUUCAGUCUCUUUGUCAGGAUUUAGGUGCUGUAGGAGGCUGCUACCCAGAAACCUGUAAACAUUGUUACACGAACCAUACGACUGUGUCUGGCUUUCACCAGGAUCUUAAAUGUCAGCAAGUAUUUCAUGACCACACUUACCAUGUACAGCCAGGUGUACUAGAGCCCAACUCUGAAUCUUUUACAUGGUCAAAGAAAAUCAGUGGGUGCCUUGACCCAGACAGAAGCCUGAGCCGUGAUGAACAGCGUGCUAAAGCUCUGCAUAUUCCCUUUUCAGUAGAUGAAAUUGUCCAAAUGCCUGUUGACUCUUUCAAUAGCAUGUUAAGCAGACACUACCUAACAGACUUACAAGUUUCUCUCAUACGGGACAUCAGACGCAGAGGGAAAAAUAAAGUUGCUGCUCAGAACUGUCGUAAACGUAAACUAAACAUCAUUCUAAGUCUAGAAGAUGAUAUCUGUAACUUGCAAACAAAGAAGGAAGCCCUUAAGAGUGAGCAAGCUCAAUGCAACAAGGCUAUUGGCAUAAUGAAACAGAAGCUACAUGACCUCUACCAUGAUGUUUUUAGUAGGUUAAGAGAUGACCAAGGUAGGCCAGUCAAUCCAAACCAUUAUGCACUUCAGUACAGCCAUGAUGGAACGGUUUUGAUUGUACCCAAAGAACUGGUGGCAUCAGGCCACAAAAAGGAAACAAAGGGAAAGAAAAAACUAAACAGGUUCCAGUGA
This is a messenger RNA of Phodopus roborovskii (desert hamster), 1989 nucleotides long. RefSeq names its product NFE2 like bZIP transcription factor 3 (gene Nfe2l3). NCBI's taxonomy places the organism in Eukaryota, Metazoa, Chordata, Mammalia, Rodentia, Cricetidae. The record is from RefSeq and is a predicted model, not a curated record. The coding region runs from base 19 to 1989 and encodes 656 amino acids. The transcript is spliced from 4 exons. Gene Ontology annotation, cellular component: nucleus. Gene Ontology annotation, molecular function: RNA polymerase II cis-regulatory region sequence-specific DNA binding; DNA-binding transcription factor activity, RNA polymerase II-specific. Gene Ontology annotation, biological process: regulation of transcription by RNA polymerase II.